Molecule: messenger RNA, 2781 nt
Organism: Rhodotorula toruloides NP11
Lineage: Eukaryota; Fungi; Basidiomycota; Microbotryomycetes; Sporidiobolales; Sporidiobolaceae
Product: AP-3 complex subunit delta-1
Exons: 8
Coding region: 1-2781 (926 amino acids)
Biological process (GO): Golgi to vacuole transport; protein targeting to vacuole
Cellular component (GO): membrane coat; AP-3 adaptor complex; endosome membrane
Source: RefSeq, a predicted model, not a curated record
AUGCUCGAGCAGUCGAUCCAGGGCCUCAUCAAGGCGCUGCGAGCGAACAAGAACGAUGAGGCCCGGGUGGUCGAGCAGGCGCUCGAGGAGACGCGCAAGGAGAUCCAGAGCAGCGACAUCGACCUCAAGUCUGCCGCCAUCCUCAAGCUCAUCUACCUCGAGAUGCUCGGGUACUCGAUCUCGUUCGCCUCGUUCGCCAUCGUAGAGUGCAUGACGAGCACCAAAUUUCACAUCAAGUCGAUCGGCUACCUCGCCGCGUCGCAGAGCUUCGACCGGGAGACGGAGGUCGCGGUUCUUGUGGUCAACUUGGUCAAGAAAGACCUCCUGACGCCGCCCACUCCACUCUUUUCUGCCUCGCCAAACGCCCUCACCGUCGCCCAUCUCACGACCGCACUCUCCUCCGUCUCGCUCCUGCUCACGCCAACUCUCGCUCGCGACCUCGGACCCGAUCUCUUGUCCCUCCUGACCCAUACGCGACCCUUGGUUCGACGACAAGCCGUCUUGACGAUGUGGCGGAUCCUGCGGAGUUGGCCAGGCGUGCAGGAGCUGACGACGGGCCGAGAGGAACGGGGUGAGGAUCCGUGGAUCGAGCGCAUACGAGAGCGUCUGAGCGACGAGGACAUGGGUGUUGUUGGCGCGACGGUUAACGUUAUUUGCGAGGCGGCGAGAAAGGACCCGCGGAAAUACCUGCCGCUCGCGCCGGAGCUCUUCGGGCUAUUGACGGCCAGCACGAAUAACUGGAUGCUCAUUAAGAUCAUCAAGCUGUUCGCCGUCUUGACACCCGAAGAGCCUCGCCUCGUCAAGAAGCUCGUCCCACCUCUUACUGAGCUCAUCGAGACGACACCCGCCAUGUCACUGCUCUACGAGUGCAUCCAGACCUCGAUCGUCGGUGGCAUGCACAAUGGGCCAGAGGGCGAGAUUCUAGCACGGACAUGCGUAGAGAAGCUGGGGGCUUUCCUCGAGGACGUUGAUCAGAACUUGCGGUACAUCGCGCUCGUCGCGCUCGUCAAGAUCGCCCCGACACACCCACACCUCAUCUCGACGCACUACGACACGAUCCUCGGCUGCAUCGACGACGCCGACAUGUCGAUUCGCAUGCGCGCGCUCGACCUCGUCGAGGUCAUGGUCAACCGGCAGAACUUGCAGACUAUCGUCCGGCGUCUCCUCACCCACCUCCGACCAUCCGCUUCGACUGCCUCUGCUGCCGCAUCCCUACUCCGAGCGCAACAAGCCGCGACGACCGGCGCACCAGCGACUCCCUCGACACCAGCCAUCUCGACCGCCUACCGAUCUUCCCUCAUUUCCCUCAUCCUCCGCAUGACCUCGAGCGGGACCUACUCGAACGUCUCCAACUUUGCUUGGCUCAUCGAUACACUUGUAGAGCUCGCCUACAUCUCGCAGACGCUCCAGACCGACCCCACCGCGCCAGCUGCGACAGCCAAUUCGCCGCCGACUGUGGGAUCGCAGCUGCGUGACCAGCUCAUUGACGUGACGGCGCGAGUGAGGCAAAUUCGGCCUUAUGCGGCUCGGAAAAUGGCGACGCUUAUCCAGGAUGAGGAUCUGCUGGGAACGGGAGACAGCGGUGAUGCGACGGAGGUGCUCGGAGCAGCUGCGUGGAUCUGCGGCGAGUACUGCCGCGAUCUGGACGACCCUCGACCCGUCAUCGCCUCCCUCUUUGGCUCGAGCACCACCUCGUCCCUCCCGCCUCGCAUUCUCGCUCUCUACGUCCACAACGGCGUCAAGAUCUAUGCGAGCUGGCUCUCUGCGCUCGCCGAGGCAUGGGACGAGUCAUCGAUAGACCAGAUCAGGUCCAUCACGACGGCGCUGGAGAACCAGCUUGCCGAGUGCGCGAAGAGCCAGGACGUCGAGUUGCAGGAACGGGCGGCCGAGCUGCACGGGCUGUUACAGCUCGUCAGGACGGGCUUGGACGCGCCUCGACCGGUCGUCCACUCGACGGCGACGGCAGGGGAAGGGCCGUCUGACGAAGCGGGCGGCUUCGCCUCCUCCAGCCGCGCACCACCUCGGUCCCUGAACCUCCUCGACCCACUUUUCUUCUCACACGAGCUCAAUCCCGUCAACCCCAAAGCCCAGGGCCUCGUCACCGUGCCCGAAGGACUCGACCUGGACGUCGCGAUCAAUGCGAGCGCUUGGGCUGCAGAAGAUGGUGCCAGUGCGGACGAGCGGGAGCCCGAGGUAGACGAGUUUGGUCGGCUGUUGCGGGUGGCGGUCGUCGCGAGUGAGGAGACGGAGCGGGCCGGGAAGAAGAAGAAGAAGGGCAAGGGCGUGAGCGGGAAGAAGAGCAAGCGGAGAGAUGUUGAGGACGCUCCCGAGGAGUUGUCUAGGCUCCGUGCCGAGCGGUACGAGCGGGAACGGGACGACCCUUACCACAUGGGCCGGUCGUCCUCGUACAGGUCCGGCUCAGACGACGAUGUCGACACUAUCCCCAUCGUCAACCUCGACAUCAACUUGCGCUCGCCUCCCGCUCGAACACCAACUCCUCCGCCGCGAGAACCGACGCCGCCGCCAAUGGAGGUCGACAUCGAGGGCGAGUUGCCGCCUGGACUCGCUGCACCUCUUGCGCCUCGGGCAACGUCGACACGGUCUGUGUCGCCCGUCGAGCCACCGCAGGAGGAGAAGGUGGAGCCGGCUGCGGAGGUUAGGGAGAGUCGGGCAGAGGAAGGAGCGGCGGUCAAGGUGGUGAAGAAGAAGAAGGGCAAGGCGGGCGAGGGCAAAUCGACUAAGACGAAGAAGAGUAGGACGGCGGUCGCAGCAGACGAGUAA